This is a messenger RNA of Carica papaya (papaya), 2972 nucleotides long. RefSeq names its product obscurin-like protein. The record is from RefSeq and is a predicted model, not a curated record. NCBI's taxonomy places the organism in Eukaryota, Viridiplantae, Streptophyta, Magnoliopsida, Brassicales, Caricaceae.
CAUCCCGAGGUAUGUAAACAGAAGCCUUCAACUCUGAUGAGAAGCAGUUUGUCUUGGACUGCUUCACUUUCUUAUUUUUUUUCAGGGAAAAUUAAACAGUGAGGAGAACUGAAAAGAAGAAGCUUUGCGGUUUAUGACGUAAACGUUUGAUUUUCCAUUUCUUUCUCAAUCUAAUGAAUUUUCUCUCGACGUUAUUCUCCGUCUUGGAUUCUAACAAUAUGCUUAUUUUCUUUUGUCGAACUCUGGUUGUUGGAAACAUGGGACAUCUGUAGAAUUGAAAAUCACUGUUCAAUGCUUGGAACUUGAUAGAUUUAGCUGAACUUGAUGCGUUUUCAGUCCUCUGCUUCAAUCUUCAUUUGCUAUGUUGUUUAGAAUAUGGAACUUGUAGGUAGAUGAUUAGAGGUUAAUUAUCUGAAUUGGGAAUUUCCAGUUCAUUUGCAGCCGGGUAUAAUAAUAAAAAUGGCAAGACAAGCGAAUACCCUUUUUCUUGAAGAAUGGUUGAGGAGCAGUACCGGCAGUGGUGAUAGUAGGAGUGGUACUGUUGCGUCUAGGCCACCUGCAUCGUCUGCACGAGCCAUUAUUCAAGCAUGGGCCGAGCUUAGAGAUUCACUACAGAAUCAAUCAUUCAAUACCCGUCACCUUCAAGCCUUAAAAACCCUACUUAACUCGCAAGCUACUCUUCACGUUGCCGACCCACAAGCAAAGCUUCUUGUAUCCAUUCUAUCCUCUCAGAAUCUUGCUCUCCCUUGUGAGUCAUAUCCUCUCUUUCUCAGGCUUCUUUAUGUCUGGAUCAGGAAGUCUUUUAGGCCAUCCUUGGUGCUCGUUGAUUCAGCUGUGGAAGUCCUUUCUCAAGUGUUUACUUCUAAGCUUGGUUCUAACAGCAGUCCUUCCUUGUUGGCCGAAGGCGUUCUUCUUUUGGGGGCUUUUGCCUGCAGGCCUCUGUUGUCUGAAGCGUCAAAAAAUGUUUGCUUGGAGUUGCUUUGCGGUCUUCUGGAAGGAGAGUACAGACUGAUUGGAUCAGAAGAAGGACUUGUUUCUGAAAUCCUUGCAGGGAUUGGGUAUGCUCUAUCUUCUUCUUUAGAUGUUUAUAGCGCCAGAUGUUUGGAUGCUUUGCUUGGAAUUUGGGGUAAGGAAGGGGGACCUGCUGGGACUGUUUCUCAUGGGCUUAUGAUUCUUCAUUUAGUUGAAUGGCUUAUAUCUAGUUUCAUCAAAUCUCAGUCUUUUGCUAAAAUUCAAGUCUUUGUUGAAGAGGCUUUAGAAACUUCAAAGCCCAGUUAUGUUCCAUUUGCCAUUGUCAUGACUGCAGCUGGAGUGUUGAGAGCUUUUAAUAGAUUUAUAUCAGGUGGGCAGGGAUUGGACAACAUCUUCAAACUAAGGAUCUCUGCAGAAAAUCAGAUAAAAUCUAUAGCACAAUGUUUGAUUGCUAACAUCAAAGGAGUUUAUUAUUGGGGCAAAAGUCCUGCAGACAGUCUUCUGCUACAAUGUUUAUCAGUAGCAUUGGCUCGAUGUGGGCCAAUAUCUUUCAGCAAUCCUCUAUUUAUAUGUUUGGGUUCAACAUUAUCAACUGAAGUGUUUCCUUUACGGCACAUAUAUAAAGUGGUCCUUGAGUCCCAUAACGGUAUUGUUCCUGGACUAGGGCUCAACAUGGUUAAAGAGCAUCUUAAUAGUAUUCCUUUUAAAGAAGCUGGGGCCAUAACUGGUGUGUUUUGCAAUCAGUACGCAUCAGCAGAUGAAGACAACAGAAGAAUAGUGGAAAAAAUUAUAUGGGAUUUCUGUCAAGAUCUUUACUUGAAACACCGACAGGUUGCUUUGUUGGUUCGUGGUGUGGAAGAUGAAUUGCUUGGGGAUAUGGAGAAGAUAGCUGAAUCUGCUUUCCUUAUGGUUGUACUUUUCGCAUUAGCUGUUACAAAACACAGGCUAAAUUCAAAAUACUCCCAGGAAUUACAAAUGGAAACAUCAGUCCAGAUAUUAAUUUCAUUCUCUUGUGUGGAGUAUUUCCGCAGAAUGCGUUUGCCAGAAUAUAUGGACACAAUUCGAGCGGUCAUUGCCAAUGUUCAGAAGAAUGAAUCUGCUUUUGUGUCAUUCAUAGAAUCGAUACCAUCUUAUGAUGAUCUGACAAAUCAGCAAGGCUCGUCAUUUAUGCCAAAAAUGGAAAAUAUAUGGUCCAAGGAUGAGGUACAAACUGCUCGCAUGUUGUUCUACCUGAGAGUUAUUCCAACUUGCAUUGAACAUUUGCCAGCUCCUUUAUUUAGGAGAGUGGUUGCUCCAAUUAUGUUUCUAUAUAUGGGACAUCCAAACAGAAAAGUAGCUCGAGCAUCACAUUCUCUGUUUGUAGCAUUUGUUUCUUCCGAGAAAAUUUCUGAUGGUAAUGAAAGAAGGUUGUUGAAGGAGCAACUUGUUUUCUAUUACAUGCAAAGAUCUUUGGAGGGAUAUCCUGGGAUUACUCCAUUUGAGGGUAUGGCUUCUGGGGUUGCAGCAUUGAUUCGACAUCUUCCUGCUGGAAGUCCAGCCAUAUUUUUUUGUGUCAAUUCUCUUGUUGAGAAAGCUACAAAACUUUGCACCGAAGUUUUCACUCAGGAGACUGAUGUCUGGAAGAAUUGGCAAGGAGAAUCUGAGCCUUGUAAAAAGAUAAUAGAGUUGCUAUUGAGGCUUAUUUCUCUGGUUGAUAUACAGGUGUUGCCAAACUUGUUGAAGCUGUUAGCACAGUUGGUUGUCCAGUUACCAAAAGAUGGGCAGAAAUUGGUUCUUAAUGAGCUACAUUCACAAGUUUCUGAAUCUGAAGAUGUCAUACGCAAGCCCACUUUAGUUUCUUGGUUGCAGACACUAUCUUACUUUUGUUCUCAAAGUAUGAUUGGGAGUGCAAUUUCCAAAGGCAUUACACACCAAGAAAGCUCUUGUGCUGAAGUACUACAGAUGCUUUAAGCUUGAUAGGUUAAAUGCACGACUCUAGACUAUGAGGUGAGCGUUGGGAU